Rhizopus microsporus ATCC 52813 is the source of this 2049-nucleotide messenger RNA. Its product is annotated as DUF1446-domain-containing protein. The record is from RefSeq and is a predicted model, not a curated record. The transcript is spliced from 4 exons. Bases 71 to 1990 code for a protein of 639 amino acids. NCBI's taxonomy places the organism in Eukaryota, Fungi, Mucoromycota, Mucoromycetes, Mucorales, Rhizopodaceae.
CUUCUCUAUUUCAAGAGCAUUUUUACGUAUCCUCUCUCCCUUUUUCUUUUAUAAACAUUAUUUUCCAUAAAUGAGUAUAUCAGAUCGUCCUGUCCGUAUUGGUUGCUAUUCUGCAUUUUGGGGUGACUCUGUCGCUGCUGCUGUUCAACUUGUGGAGCAUGAAGGGAAAAACUUAAAUUAUCUCGUUGCAGAUUAUUUGGCAGAAAUUACCAUGGGCAUCUUGGCUGCUCGUCGACAGCGACGUAUCAUGAUGGGCAAAGACACAGACCGAGGCGCAGACUAUAUAGCAGAAUUUCUUACACUGGCGCUAUCUAAAAUCUUGCCAGACAUUGCUCGUAACGGCACUAAAGUGAUCACAAACGCUGGUGGACUUGACCCCGUUGGGUGCAAGAAAGCUAUUGAAGCUCUGUUGAACAAAAUGGGUAUUCAGAAUAUCAAAGUGGCUGCUGUAUGGGGUGAUGAUGUCUUGAGCGACAAAGAAGACAAAACAUUAGGCGCCUUUAAAGGUGCUCAUCCUUUUUCUACCUUGUCUGUUACUGAACAUAAUUUGGAUGCAGAUCGAUUGCCAUCCAAUGACGAGCCGAUCGUCUCUUUGAAUGCUUACUUGGGUGCCAAAGGAAUUGCAGCUGCAUUAGAUGAAGGUGCUCACAUCGUAGUUACCGGCCGUGUUGUAGACUCUGCUCUCGUGGUUGGUCCGUUAAUUCAUGAGUUUGGUUGGAAAGAAGAAACAACAGAGAAAUAUUACGAUUUGCUUGCAUCUGCAUCUUUGGCAGGACACAUUAUUGAAUGCGGCUGUCAAGCGACGGGUGGUAACUUUACAGAUUGGCAUCUUGCCGCUCAAUCACCUUAUGGCGGGUAUGCGAAUAUGGGUUACCCUAUUGUUGAAUUCACAAGAUCAGGGUCAUUUGUAGUUACAAAGCCAGAAAAGACAGGCGGUUUGGUGACUCCUGCAACUGUAUCAGAGCAAAUGCUCUAUGAAAUUCUGGACCCUGCCUUGUAUCUCUUACCGGAUGUUAUUUUGGAUAUGCGUCAAGUCACGUUAGCCCAGAUUGGGCCUAACCGUGUUCUUGUGUCAGGCGCAAAGGGUAGACAGCCUACACCUUUUCUCAAGUGUUCAGGCAUCUUUAUGGAUGGUUUCAAGAUCAGUAUCGAACUUUUGAUCGGUGGUAUAGAUGCCAAAAAGAAAGCUUUAGCGGUUGGUGAAGCGGUCAUUCGACGUGUACAGGGCAUGUAUAAAAAAAUGGGGUUCUCUGACUUUAGAGGCUAUAAUAUAGAAACUAUUGGAGCUGAAUCUUUAUUUGGACCACACACAAAAGCAAGCAAUAGCCGUGAAGUUAUGCUACGACUAACCGCUCAUCAUGAUAACCCAAAGGCAUUGGGUCUGGUUGCUUUGGAAACUAUUCCAUCAGCUACAUGCAUGGCUCCAGGAAUUACUGGUAGUGGCACUGGACGCCCAAGACCUGUUCCAAAUCUUGUUCAUUUCCCAUUACUUGUCCCUAAAUCUCAAGUGACUACAUACUACGUUGCUGGUUCAGGGCCAGAAAAGUCUGUGCCAUGGGGUUCUUGGGACUCGUCCAUGUCCUAUAGUAAGCCUUUGCAUGUGCCUGCUAUUCCUGAAAUCACGCCGAGGAAGCCUUUGGUUAAGACAGCCCUUAUCAAUGUCGCAUAUGGUCGCAGCGGUGAUAAGGGCGACGUGUGUAAUAUUGGAAUAAUUGCUCGAGAUCCCAAGUAUUUACCUUACAUCAAACGCUCAAUCACGGCAGAGGCUGUUGCCAACCACAUGAAGCAUCUUUGCAAAGGCAGUGUUGUUCGAUUUGAACUUCCCGGCUCGCAUGCUUUUAACUUUGUCCUGACUCAUUCUCUUGGAGGCGGUGGUCUAAGUUCCCUUUUGAUCGACAGACAAGGCAAGACGUUUGCUCAGAUUUGCCUGAGCGGGCUCUAUGUAGAAUUGCCUGCAUCUAUGAUUCCUGAGGAAGCAGCCAAGCUAUAAAGAUAAUUUUCCUUUUUAAUAAAUAGCUCUCCUAUUGCCUUAUCUUUCUACUUGCAAAA